Molecule: messenger RNA, 483 nt
Organism: Lathyrus oleraceus (garden pea)
Lineage: Eukaryota; Viridiplantae; Streptophyta; Magnoliopsida; Fabales; Fabaceae
Exons: 1
Coding region: 1-483 (160 amino acids)
Source: RefSeq, a predicted model, not a curated record
AUGGAUGGAAUUGAUAAAACUCUCUUUGUCAAAGAAAAGGAUGGAAAAAUUAUGAUAGCUCAUAUCUAUGUGGAUGACAUUGUGUUUGGAGGGAUGUCAGAUGAGAUAGUCCAACAUUUUGUCAAGCAAAUGCAAUCUGAGUUUGAAAUGAGUUUGGUAGGAGAACUGGCGUACUUCCUUGGGCUCCAAGUCAAACAGAUGGAAGACUCCAUGUUUUUGUGUCAAAGCAAAUAUGCAAAGAGUAUUGUGAAGAAAUUUGGAUUGGAGAAUUCUAGUCACAAAAGAACUCCUGCACCUACCCACUUAAAGUUAUCUAAAUAUGAAAAAGGCUUAAGUGUUAACCAUGGUUUAUAUAGAAGCAUGAUUGGCAGCCAUCUAUACCUUACAACAAGUAGACCAGAUAUAAAUUUUGUUGUUGGAGUGUGUGCUAGAUAUCAAGCAGAACCCGAAGUGAGUCACAUCAAUCAAGUAAAAGGAUUCUAA